Molecule: messenger RNA, 1263 nt
Organism: Malaclemys terrapin pileata
Lineage: Eukaryota; Metazoa; Chordata; Testudines; Emydidae
Product: P43 5S RNA-binding protein-like
Exons: 9
Coding region: 1-1200 (399 amino acids)
Cellular component (GO): nucleus
Source: RefSeq, a predicted model, not a curated record
AUGGCUGAGGCAAGGCUGCAGGAGGAGGCUGGGGGAAGCAGCACCUCCCUUGGGGGUGUUUCAGCCUCUGACCUCUUUGCCUGCCCCCACAAGGAGUGCGGUGCUGUGUUCGGCAAGGAGAGGAGGUUACAGAAGCAUCUUGCUGUGCAUGUGGGGGAGACGGCUCCGCUGAGUGACCAGGCUGGCCGUGGCAAGAGAUUCCGCCACAGAAGCUCUCGGCAGAUGCCCAAGCAGCAGCAGGGUGAUGCCAGGCUGAACAGCCGCUUGGAUGUGGACUGCAAAUCUGCCUUUGUGCCCAAGAACCACUUGCCAAAGCACUGCAGGGCCCAGCAUGGUGCGGCGAAGUCCUUCCAGUGCACCUACCAAGGCUGUGAGAGCACCUUCAGGAAAAAGAAGGCCCUCCGGGCCCAUUUGACUGAGCAUACCACGGUGCUGCCGUUUGUGUGCCAGGAGCCCGGCUGCACCAUGAAGUUUGCCAGCGCUGCCAAGAGGAAAGCUCACCAGAGGAAACAUGCCGGAUACCUGUGCCCCAAGCUGGACUGCGGGACUGUCUUGUCCACCUGGACAGCACAUCAGGAACACCUGAAGCAGCAUCCUGUGGAGUACAAGUGCCAGCUGUGCCCAAAGAUCUUCAAGAAGCCGGGCGGCCUGCGGCGGCACAAGUCCUUCCACAGCCGGCAGAAGCGGGCGCUGCCGAAGCCGACGUGGGCGUGCCCCAAAGCUGACUGCCAGGUCUCUUUCACCACCAUCUUCAACUUGGAGAGUCACAUCCGGAAGGUGCAUCUGCAGCUGCUGAAGUAUCGUUGCUACUUCGCUGGCUGUGAGAAGGCCUUUGCCAUGCGGGAGAGUCUAAUCCGGCACCUGACGGUCCAUGACCCUACAAAGAAAAAACUGAAGCCGCAGCGCUGCCGGCCCAGCAGGAAGAGCCGGCGGCGGGUGCUGGUGGAGGAGAACCUGCACCAGCUCUUCAGCCAGAAGCUCUAUGUGCGACUCAAGCGCAGCCGCUCGGGCUUCCCGGCGGGGGAGGACAGCCCCGGGCGCCUGGGCCACACGCUCCUCCUGCGGGUCAAGGCCAAGCUGGAGAGCGACCUGUCGGGGCUCUUCAACGAGCGCCCCGGCCGCCAUGCUGUGGAGCCCGAGGUGAACCUCAGUGCCCUCUUCCGGCUGCCCCCGACCACCAGGCCGCAGGAGGUGGCCUAGAGCCAACGUCCCGCCCAGGGAGUUGCUGCCCGGCACUGAGCGGGGGGGGCCUGGAGCUCAAAG